AUGAAUGAGGCCUUCUGGAAACACAAAACAAAAACAUCUCCGGCAAUUGCACAAUUAUUAUUUGUGUUUGCAGUGUUCGUGAAUGGAAAGUUUUGCAAGAAUCCCGACGAAGUCAAUGCUGAUGACUUCUUUUUCCGUGGUCUUAAUAAGCCUGGAGACACGUCCAAUCCGCUUGGUUCUAAGGUUUCAGCAGUGAAUGUGGCCAAUCUAACAGGUCUGAACACUCUCGGCAUUUCACUGGCUCGUAUUGAUUUUGCACCCUAUGGCCUCAACCCUCCCCACACCCACCCUAGAGCAACUGAAGUCAUUGCUGUUUUGGAGGGCACCUUCUACGUUGGAUUUGUUCUUUCUAACCCAGCACCAGGAAUGAAGAACAAGCUCUUUACUAAGACAUUAUACCCCGGAGAUGUUUUUGUGUUCCCAGAAGGCCUCAUUCAUUUCCAAUUCAACAUAGGAAAAACCCCAGCCGUUUUAUUUGCUGCUCUGAGUAGCCAAAAUCCAGGAGUGAUUACAAUUGCCAAUGCAGUCUUCGGUUCUGAUCCACCAAUCAAUCCAGAUGUUCUCACUAAAGCCUUCCAAGUUGACGACAAAGUGAUUGAAUAUCUUCAAUCACAAUUUUGGUACGACAACAACUAGAAUCGAAUUGGUGGAUACCUUCAAUGGUUACACAUUGAAGGUUCUUCCUUCACUGGAUGCAUAAUUAUUAAUAUUAUAAUAAUAAAUAAAUAAAUAAACCACCCUAGCUAUUGUGCGCUUAUAAACUCUUAUGUACUGAAUGCUAUGAUUGAAAUAUAAACUCAUAUAGUAUUUUGUUAUUUCGACUUUGUGUGAAAGUAUACGUGUAUUGUCUACAUCA
Messenger RNA from Ipomoea triloba (trilobed morning glory), 856 nucleotides. Its product is annotated as germin-like protein subfamily 1 member 13. The record is from RefSeq and is a predicted model, not a curated record. The coding region runs from base 1 to 636 and encodes 211 amino acids. The transcript is spliced from 2 exons. Gene Ontology annotation, molecular function: manganese ion binding. Gene Ontology annotation, cellular component: cell wall. Lineage: Eukaryota; Viridiplantae; Streptophyta; Magnoliopsida; Solanales; Convolvulaceae.